UUCCCCAAACGUAAAAAAGUGGCGGAUGAUAACUUGAAAUCAAAAUGUCGAGUUAUAGGAUUGGUAUGAAUUUAAGGGUCACAGAAGACAGUAAUCAAGGUGGCCGUCGUUAUAUGGAAGAUAGACAUGCGAUUAGAUUUGUGAAAAACGAGGAAGGGGGAUUUGAAUUUGCUUACUUUGGGAUAUUCGAUGGUCAUGGCGGAGGCGAAGCUUCAAAAUAUGCCCGUGAUUAUUUGCUCGAUGAGAUCACAAAGUACGACUGUUUCUGGAGUGACAAUGAUGAUGAUAUAUUAUACGCUAUUAAAUCUGCAUUUCUGGAUACGCAUUAUGGAAUGUGGAAGGAAGUUGAUAAGUGGCCAAAGACUGGUAGCGGAUUACCCAGUACAGCAGGCACGACAGCCAGUAUUGCUAUUAUCAAGAACUCCAAAUUGUACAUAGGCCACGUUGGGGAUUCAGCUAUCAUUAUUGGAAGGAAUCAACCCAAGAAAGAAAAGCAUGUGGGAGUGAGAAGUGCACAAAUGUUGACCAAGGAUCACAAGCCGGAUGAUCCAACAGAGCUGGCGAGGAUAGAGUCGAGUGGGGGACAGGUUGUGGCAAAGUCAGGGGUUCAGAGGGUUGUGUGGAAUCGUCCCCGCACCAGCCACCGCGGACCUAUACGCAGAAGCACACAGAUAGACAGAAUACCUUUCCUAGCAGUGGCGAGAUCAUUGGGAGAUUUGUGGAGUUACAACUAUUUUAAGGAAGAGUUUGUCGUGUCGCCGGAGCCUGACGUCUGUGUGCAUAAGCUGGAUCCAAGCGUAGAUAAGUGCCUCGUAAUUGGAUCAGACGGACUGUGGAACAUGUUGUCCGCUGAUGAGUCUGUCCACCAAGUGUUUGACUUGGAGAAUCAGUUUGAACACAAGGUUAUAAAUGAUCCAACUGUGCCGCUGUCAUAUUGGAUCAACCCGGCAGAACGUCUUGUCCAGGCAGCCUUGACCAAAUGGCGGAUGAGGAUGAUGAAGGCUGACAACACUAGCGCCAUUGUGGUCCUGAUAGAUCCACUUGGUCCGCGGAAACUCUCAAUUCUUCGUAAGAAGCGAGAAGAAAGGAUGAAGGAACUUGCAGAAAAGAGAAUUAACAACAGUAAAUCUGUAUCAGAUAUGUUGACUGCAAAUGAGACCUUACACAAGCCUUCCCCCAAGAGGCAUGGUGAUAAAGAAGGGGAAAAUAGUUUUGUAAAUGUCAAAGUUAUGGUGAAAGGGAAAGAAACUCCACAGGCUCCAAACUUUGGGCUGGCGCCCCAGAAAUCUCCGGCGAGUCCAUCGUUGGACGAUAGCAUCCAGUUGAGAAACGGUCAUGUAAUAUCGCCAGUAAGUGCAAGUAAGAACCAGGAUGUGAAGCAUAUAAAAUCUGCACCAGUUGUGAAAGACAAGCCUCAGACUGUUGUGUCUCAUUCCACAGAUAAUCUGGCUAAUGGACCGACUAGAAUGGCUACCAGGCUUUCUCCACAGAAAUCGCCAUUAGGUCAGAAUUCUGCUUCACAAAAUUCACCAAAUGUGCAAAAUGACAUGGCAGUGAAAAGUAUUUGUGGUAAGGCAAACUCUGCGCCUGCCAAGAGCAAUAGUGUUAGUCCGAGUCAACAGAAAAGUGUUAGUCCGAAUCAGCAGAAGUGUCUACAGCCAAGCAAGGGUACGUCAGAAAAUGUGAAAAAUGUAACGCCACCUAAGUUGCAGACUGGCAUGAAAGUGAAAGACUUGGAAAAUCUGUAUGCCUCAGUCGUACAGUUCAACAAAGGGCAUUUAAAUGUGAAAACUAAUCAGAAGUGUAACAAAACUGGUAAGAAUUUGAACAAUUCCAGUACGCCAAGUGAAGGACUUCGCUCCACCAAGAAACCUCAUAGCACAAAGAGCCUUUCAACAAGGAUCAGUUUGAGAUUGCGGCGUCUACGGCAAAGAAGUGUGAACAAAAACAAGAGCCAAAGAGAAAACAAGAGCAUUCUUUCAACAAAGACGGGAAUCAAGAGAAAACUGGAUUCUGGGCAGUCUAAUAGUGCUCCUGCCUUGAAGAAAAUUAAGCACUCUUAGUUUUGAACAGUAUUAUGAGUACUGCACAAAAAAAAUGUUGCAAAAUUGAGAUUUUAGCAUUUACUAUACAUAGUUGUGUGCUGUAGAAUGAAUUUUUACCUGGUUGUUGGUGAAUAAUUAACGAAAUGUAACUUUACUUUUUAUCAGAAUCCAUUACAUUUAUUGUCUUUUUUUUGAAACAGUAACAGAAUUUUUUUUUAAACGAAAUUAAUUAAUCAUACAUGUAUUUUAAUGUUUCCAAAUUCUUAUAGUAAGCAAUAAUUGAAUAUUUUCAACUGCAUUUUAAUAUUUAAAAAAUAGUUUUACUUUUAUGAAAUUGUGCUGAGCUAUUGUGUGCAAGUGUUAUUUUAAAUGUAAUAUUUGUAAGUUCUUGUUACAAAUAGUACUAUUUAUGUUUUCAAUGAAUUCUAUUUAUUUGUAAUAUGUAAAUAUAGUAUUUGUUAUUUGGCCAAAUAAAAAAAAUAGGUCUGUUUCAGGUUACCCGACCGACCCUAUUUUUUCCCGCCGACCCUAACCUAUUUUUCCCUGAAAAAAAUGUGAUUUGGGUACGAAAAGCAUUUGUUACGAAAUGUAUGUACGUAAAGUUGACAAUAUUAGAGUUGGAUUUCUGAAUGUAUUAACCGUACUUCACUUUGGAGUUCGGACACCUUACAAUAAUUAAUUUUUCGCUCUCCGAAUUCAUAGAAAAUAACCAUUUUUACAUUUUAUCUACAUGUAUGGUAAACCGGUCUUUUUUCUUCAUGUCUACAUUUUACCACUUAUUAAUUUAUCCGUAGUUAUCAAUGGUUAUUACGCCUAUAAGUGUAACUCCUUCAUCAAGUUAAUUAAAAUCCCAUUCAACACCAUUUUAUACAUGCAUUGAAAUGAAUAAACACUAUUUUCUUGUCAGAUACAAAUGUGUCAAAAGUGUGCAAUUUUGGCAAUAAAACCUGCAUGUUACUUGUUCUUCAAACCUGAACCCCCAGGUCCUCUUGACAGCAUUGAGGUUUCCUUGGCUAAUGGCUUAUAUGGUUAAUUUGCUGUCCCACUCUUCAUGUAAUUAUGUACCAGGGAGGUUAGCAUUCUACAGAGGGUGAUUGAAGGCAAAAGGGUGCAUAAAGAAAAGUAAAACCGUUCCUGGAAAGUCUUAAAUAAUAGCAGAGUGGUGUACCAUAACUUAGUUGAAAUCCAACCAUCAUUGUCAAAAGUAUUUAACCAAACAAAUAAAGAAUGUUUCCUUUGAAGCAUGGAACAUGUUUAAAAACUACUGAUAAACCUGAAAAUUGAUGACUUUUACUUUUGUUACUUUCCGAGUCAACAGUUACUGAAAUCAAUAUAUCAAAAAAAUAUAUAAAAAAAAUAUUCUGACCUACCUACCCUAUUUUUUUUGGCAGCGUUACCUGAAACGCACCUAUUUUUUUAUUUGGCCUUAGAAAAUGAAUUGUACAAUUUUGUUUUUAUCCUAAAUUAAUAUUUGAAGUUAACUUGAAUUGACUGGGAUAAUUAAUCAAUACAAUCUUUAAAUUUUUAAGAAAUUUGAUAUGAGUGAUACAUUGUUUACAUCAAGCAUUUAAAAUCUAUGCUUUUCAAACUUCUAAGUGCAAGCAUUUUUUUCAUCCAACUAAAAAAUUAUUGAGGGCCUGGUUCAGGUUUUAUAAUUUUUCUAUGUUUGCAAGUCUGGAAAAAAUGCCUCAAACUUGCCUUUCAUUAUGCCCUGUAACAAAAUUUAAAUUUCCAUACUAGUUACUAGAUUUUAUUUAAAUUUUUGACAUACAAAUCCAUUAUUCACCAAUAAAGCGCCCAUGCAAAAUAAAUGAAGUCAAAAUUCAGCAGCCAAUUGUGUUACACUGGUUAAUUCACUGGCUUGGUUUAAGCCUAUAUGUUUUUUGAUUGGUCAAUAUUUAUGAUUAGAGCUAUUCCAGUAAAAAUAUAUAACCAACAAGGGGAAGGCAAUUAUUUUCAUAGUAUAUCAUGGGCGGGUGUCUUUCUCACUAGUUUGAACCCCAAUUUUAGGGUAAGUUUGCUUCUGUAGGGGGUGGAGGGUAUAAUUUUUGAUAAAGUGCCUUUUCCGUUGUUUAUAUGUCUAAAUGAAUUAGCCCUUAUCAGAUAUCUAACAAUAACAAUUAACCAAUUAGAUCAUUUAUGUGUGCAAACUUGCCAGAAUAAAACCUUUGGACACCUUAUUUAGGUUAUAUGUACAGUUGGUUGCUGAAGGUUACUGUAUUUUUCAAGUGUACUCGGUAAUGAACUUUUUAUGUUAUUUUUUAUUUUGUUAAUCAUACUUUGUUAGACUUUAUAUUCACGGUAUAAUAGAUAAAGGAUGGCCAAUAUCCAAUAUCCUGCUAUAAACUAAGUAACUUGUGUGAUGUGUAUGUUCAAAUAGUGAAUCCUAUGUUUAUUUGUGUUUGACUGUUAUUAUGUGUGAAGUGACAACCUCAGGGAUAGUGACUUAUUAGGAUGAUAAUUAGGGCGAGCCUAUAUACAAAAACCCACCACAACUCAGUUUGUUGAAUAAUAUUUAUAAUAGCAUUAUGCUUUGUCAACAUAUUUUGCCGCUGUACGAAAAUAAUGCCAUCACAAAAAAAUAUGGUAUUUCUUUUGAACAGACUGGUGAAAACAGUGGACAAAUAGUAUUUUGCUUUAAGGCCGCACUCCCACAGGUUGGCAUUUUGGCUUUUAAUUUUGUCUCAAUAUCAGGUAAUUUUGGCAUUAAUGCCUUCAGUUCAGUCAUAUAAGAUGACCCACAUUAGAAUCAAUAGAUCUGAUUUGUUCUGAAAACUGCAGAAAAUCUCAUUUUUCUUUAUGUGAUAUUAACGCUUUUAGCCAUAAAAAAUAAAUUUUUGAAUGUUAAUAUAAAAAAAAAUGAAGCAGUCUUAUAUUACUGGCAUUAACGCUAAAAUUGGCUCAUUCCAAGAUAAAAAAUAAAAUAGUUUUCAAAAUGGUCAAUCUGUGUGAGUGCAGCUUUAACUAUAAUGGUUCUUUUUUGUUUUCAUUUAUAGUUAAACUUGUAUUUGUUUAUUAAAAUAGUGAUGAAUUUAUACACUAAAUUGUUAUUAUUAUUACUGUUCAGUUUAGUCUUAAUGUAAGAAGUUUUUACAUAACAUGCUUGAUGUCAUUAUUGACUUAUAUUUUGUAAAUUUUAUGAAAUAUUGACCAGUUUAUUUUGGUUACUCAAUUUACUAAAUUUCUGCACAGCCCCACCAUCUCUGACCAAAUAAGAUUUCAGGACUUUUUGUGAAUAUCCAACAUAUUUUUUUGUAAUGCUCAUUAUUAUGAUAAAUUGAAUAAUUAAACUUCUUUUAUUAUUAUCAUUUUCACAUAACUGAUCUUGAUUGUAUUGUUUAAGCUGGAAACUGCAUAGGAAAUAAUAAAAAUAAAAUGCUACCUUCCUUUGAUGGGAUUGAAAGUGCUCUCGGGACACUUGUGGACCAAGCUGAUACAAUGUACAACCAGUUUUAAAGCCUGUAUCACUUAUCUUUGAAAGGAAGGUUAAGCAAAUGGUAAUUUAUUCAACAGCAAUAUUAGGACCUUGUAAUUGAAAGUUUCAAAUAAGUAAUCUGAUGAAAAUUACUUUAUUAAUUCAUGAGAUUAAUCCUAGAAAGUACCAAUGACGAUUACUGUAGUUGUCCUUCAAAUGGCUUCCGUUAUAAAGUUUCAAUUCAGGGCUUUUGAGCUCUUCAUUUUUGGAAUUAUUUUUGCUUGUGAACACUUCAAAUAGGGAAAUUUUUACAUUCUUCUGUGUAAUUGCUUCAAGUCCAUUUAUUUAAGUUUAAAAUUGACAUACAAUCAGAAACAAACACAUCUAUUAUAACAUCGUUACAAGCAGUGAUAACAUGAUUUAACAAAGUAAUCAUUUUUGGGAAGGAAGUGUCUAUAAAUUGGUGCCGAAUUCUACUUCAUGCUAAAGAAGGACAAACGCUCUAGUUUGAUUUUUAAACAUUUAUCUACAGGAGAACAAAUCACAAAUGUGAAAAAUUUAAUUUCUAAAAGCUUGCUGAGGGCUAUUCCAUUUAAACAUAUAACCCCAGGGGGGAAGGCACUUGUGAAUUAUGCCAACUCUGUACAGAAGCAAAUUCACCCUUCUGGGGUCAAAAUAAUCAAAAAGAGACGCCCACCCACAUACUGUUUAAAUAAUUGCCUCCCCCCUGGGGGUUAUAUGUUUUACUGAAAUAGCCAUGAUGGCAUUACUGGGUAAAAGCAAUCAAAUAGUGGUGUUUGUUUUUGAGAGUUUAUUGUAGACACAACAAUAUCAUACCAUGUUAUUCUAGCCUUGGAGAUAUGUGUGCCUUUUUGAAUAUAUGUGAAACUGUAGUUGUUACACUGUUACAAUUAUAUGAAUAUGUGUACAUGAAUUUGAUGAUCUCAUUUUCUAUUGACAUUAUAACUAUGCAACUUGAGUUUGCGAUGUUGGUUAAAAAAGAAAUGUUUUCAUAUUAUUUGUUCAUCUAUUUUCAAAAGAGGAAAAGUUGAGGUUGAGGUAUAGACAUAGCCUUUGUGAUGUCAGCAGCAACUGUUUAUGGCUGUUUGCAUCAUUCAAGAACUUAAAUGUUUUUGUUACAAUUUUGAAAUAAGAUUAUUUAUGUAGCAUGACUUUUCCUUUUGGAUUGAAUACUUGAGUCACUUGCUCGAAGAUAUUAAGAGGUUGGAAGUUAACAUGGAGAAAUGAAAAUUAGUGUUAUGCAAAUUCUGUGCAUUAUGAAAUAAUAUUGUUACGAGAUGAAAACCUGAUGUUAUAAACGCUGUAUAAGUAUCCGUUUUAUGAAAAGUUGGAAUUGUUUUAUUGAUCAAACAUCAUAUUUUUACUGUCAUAGGUUUUACCUGGAUCUUUCUACAUAUUUUUGCAACAUUUUAGAAGAAAAUCAACUAUUUUAAAUUUGAACAAAUGUGACUAUUCAUUAAAUAUAUUUUAUUUUAAAAAUGUUUUACUAUAGAUUAAGUGACACUUCUGUAUUGUCACGUUGACACAUAUUUUACAAUAAAUUUGUUUACUCUGGUA
Mya arenaria is the source of this 7038-nucleotide messenger RNA. RefSeq lists its product as uncharacterized. Gene Ontology annotation, cellular component: nucleus; cytosol. Gene Ontology annotation, biological process: protein dephosphorylation. The coding region runs from base 45 to 2063 and encodes 672 amino acids. Gene Ontology annotation, molecular function: mitogen-activated protein kinase binding; protein serine/threonine phosphatase activity; cation binding. The record is from RefSeq and is a predicted model, not a curated record. Lineage: Eukaryota; Metazoa; Mollusca; Bivalvia; Myida; Myidae. The transcript has 5 exons.